Messenger RNA from Chenopodium quinoa (quinoa), 2166 nucleotides. Its product is annotated as cell division cycle protein 123 homolog. NCBI's taxonomy places the organism in Eukaryota, Viridiplantae, Streptophyta, Magnoliopsida, Caryophyllales, Amaranthaceae. Bases 302 to 1309 code for a protein of 335 amino acids. Gene Ontology annotation, cellular component: cytoplasm. The transcript has 3 exons. The record is from RefSeq and is a predicted model, not a curated record.
UAACGAUUUGACAUAAAGUAGAGAGGAAAAAUGUCUAAUCGUUGGUAGUAUAAAAAAUCAAACCGUGUCAAUUAGAAGAGGGAGUAGAUUAUUUAACGUGUAUUUAACAUGUAUGUGCUUUGAUUGACGAUCAGUCGAUCACCAUUCCACUCUCUAAUCUAAUCCCCACUCCUCGUUUACAGGACUUACCAAAACGGGCCGUACAGGGUUAAUCCAAGGCGCUUUACAAACUUCGCCGCCGAUCUCCCGUCUCCUGCCGUUGCUUGUCGCCGUUCCGCUCAUUGAAACAGCCGAACAGAAAAUGAAGCAAGAAGAAGUGACUUGUUGCCAGAUUCAAAAAUGGUAUCCAAAAUUUAAACCAGUCUCUAUAAAGAACUUUAUCCAUGAACUCCCUGAAUCCUUUAUUCAGUAUCUGGUUGGAGAUUCUGGCCCUUUUCUACUUCCCACGUCUGUGUCAAAUGAAGAUGCCUUGCCCAAUAGGAUUCAUAAACCUGAAGAUGAGGAGGACUACCAAGUGUCGGAAGGAUCUGAAGAUGAGUCAGAGCCACCAUCACCACCUCCUUCAUUCCCGGAACUUGAAUUGAAGAUCAAAGAUUCAAUCGAAUCCCUUGGUGGUGCUGUCUUUCCCAAAUUAAAUUGGAGUUCACCAAAAGAUGCUGCUUGGAUCAGCACCACUGGAACCCUCAAAUGCACUUCAUUUAGUGACAUAGCUCUCUUACUCAAAGCAUCUGAUUCUGUGGUCCACGAUUUGUGCCAUCCAUAUGAUUCAUGCAGUGACAAGACUUUGUCGAGACCCCCUCAAUUCUACCUUGCCUUACGCAAAUGGUACCCCUCUUUAAGACCAGAGAUGGAGUUCCGUUGCUUUGUCUGUGCUCAGCAACUUGUUGGAAUAUCUCAACGUGAAGUCACUGCUUAUUAUCCUGCUGUACUGGAAAAGAAAGACGAGCUCAAAGAUCUGAUUUAUGAUUUCUUCAUUGACAAUGUUGAAGGGAGAUUCAAAUCUGAAAAUUACACUUUUGAUGUUUAUGUUACAAAAGAUAGGAGGAUGAAGUUGAUUGAUUUUAAUCCUUGGGGUGCAUUUACACUGCCGUUACUGUUUACUUGGGAGGAGUUAGAGCAAGGUGGAAGGUUAGAGGAAGAGGUUGAUUUUAGAAUAGUGGAAAGCCAACAUACAGUACGCCCAGGUUUGAAGACCGCAGUCCCUUAUGAUUAUAUAGAUAUGAGUGCGGGAAGUGGUUGGGAUCAAUUUUUAAGGAAUGCCGAUGAGGAGUUGCAGCAGCAGAUGAGGUCUCCAGAAGCAGGUGCAUAAACAUUUGCCAUCUGGUUAGCUGGAGCUUACUGAUUAUGAUGUAGUAUCCUUUUAUACUUUAUUGUAUGCUUAGCUAAACAAGCUAAGUUCUUUCUUAUUACAGUAUUACUUUUGACUUAAAGUCAGAGUAUUGAUGUUGUAUGAGUUUUGUGGUCUCCUUUCAUUUUAUUUUUUUUAGUGUUAGUGUUAGGGGUUAUUAUCGCCAAACUCUAUUAUGUUGGAGUAGUAUACUAUUAACACAAAAACCCUUCUCACAUUAUCUUAAUAAUAAUUAAUUUAAUUUCAUUGAUAAUGAUUUAUCAUCCAAACUCUAAUGUUAUAUUAGCCCAACUUUAUUUUGCAUUGAUUUCGUGUAUACAUUAUCUUAGUUGGUACUCGUAUUAAAUAAUAUCCUUCAUCCUCUUCCCUUGAAUCUUCCUACUUCCUCAAUCCUCCAUUUGAAGCUUCCUUCUCUUUCCCUCGAUCACCACCAUUGUUGACACCAUCUUUGAAAAUCUUAAGCUCAAUGACAGCUUCAAAUCAUGGUCACCCCUACCCUCUGGAGUUGAUCAUGCCCUUAAUUUCACCCUUUAUUCACAAGGUUUUUGCUAGUGUCUUCGCCGCCACAGAUGGUGGUGUCGUCGGUGGAAGGUGGAGACGAGGAAGAUUGUGUCGGUAGAGGGUGGACAACUGGACAUGAUCACGUGAUGAAGAUAGUGGAAAUGGUGGUGUUGGUGGAAGCUUCAAUGGAGGAAGCUUCAUCAAUGGUAUCGGUGGAGUACACAAAUGGUGGAUGGAGCAAGCAUCAAUAGACGGAGUUAACAAUUGUAAUGUAUUUAUUCUGACUCAACAAGUGAUAAAUAAUAAAAAAAAAAUAU